AUGCUUGGAUCAUUUGUGUCUAAAAAUGGUACUCAUUUCCGAAUUUCUCACCCGUUGCUCUUUUCGGUUGUUUCAUCCCAUUAUGGAAAAUCGUUUGGAGAGGCUAUCAUCAAUAAUGUCUCCAUUGACUUUUUAAUUAAUGAGGUUGAUUUAAAAGCCAGUGUUUCAGUUCAUUUAGAAUUAGAAAUACACAGCUGUUUAUUUCUAUCCCUUGCUAAAAGAUUUCACGAGGAAAUUCGACAGGGAAGACCAACUAUUUUAAAGGCCAGAAUAUUUCUUUCAUCCGAGUUUGUUGAAAUUUUUCUUAAAUAUUUGAAAGCAAAGACAUUUGAAGACAUAAAAAAAUAUUACAUUCUAGAUCGUUCUAGAAAGACUCAGAUUGACAACAUGUCCGGUAUGUCAUGCUUAAAUUCAAAAUCGGACAGCAGUAACGUUAUUAGUUUUCUAGUGUACUAUGGUCAUGUUAACAUUCUUAGGUUUUUGACGGAGCUUGUUGUCAGUCAUAACCAGUCAACAGAUUUAAUGUUCGGUGGGUUUGAUGAUCAGGUAAAGCAUUUGGUACUUGCUAGCUACAAUGGCGAUCGAAUAUUGAUUGAUUUUGUCCUAAAAUUCAUGCAAGAGGGAGUUAUUCAUAUGUACAACGAAUUAUUAAGUAGACUUAAUCUCGAAGAACUACAUUUGAUAGCAGGUUGCUUAUUUCGGUCGCAAACUAUUUCUCUAUCAAAGGAAUUUGAUAACGUUGAGUUUCAAUUUAAAAAUAAGGAUGACAACAAAACAGACACUACAGAAUCAGCUCAGAUGACUUUUGUAGCAAAAUUGAAUAAUUAUUGCACUUACCUAAACCGCUGUCAUACUUUUGGGAAUUUGCCACUGAUUUCUGCCUCCGAAUAUGGAUUUUUAACUGCUGUGGAUCUGUUGAUCCAUGUAGGCGCUGACAUUAACAAAUUUGAUAAAUAUGGCGAUCCCCCACUGCUUGCUGCUUCACGAUCAGGUUAUUUGACUGUUGUGGAGAAACUGAUCAAUCAUGGUGCUGACAUAAACCAGUGUAUAGAAUUUGGCGACUCGCCACUGAUUGCUGCUUCACAAUCAGGGCAUUUGACUGUUGUGGAGAAACUAAUCAAUCAUGGCGCUAGCAUAAACCAAUGCAAUGUGUACGGCGACUCGCCACUGACUUCUGCUUCACAAUCAGGGCAUUUGACGGUUGUGGAGAAACUGAUCAAUCAUGGCGCUGACAUAAACCAAUGUAAUGAAUGUAACAGGUCGCCACUGAUUGCUGCUUCACAAUCAGGGAAUUUGACUGUUGUGGAGAAACUGAUCAGUCAUGGCGCUAACAUAAACCAAUGCCAUAUGUUCGGCGACUCGCCACUAGCUUCUGCUUCACAAUCAGGGCAUUUGACUGUUGUGGAGAAACUGAUCAAUCAUGGCGCUGACAUAAACCAAUGUAAUGAAUAUAACAGGUCGCCACUGAUUGCUGCUUCACAAUCAGGGCAUUUGACUGUUGUGGAGAAACUGAUCAGUCAUGGCGCUUGUAUCAAUCAAUGUGCUAAAUUUGGCGAGUUCCCAUUAUUUGUUGCUUCACAAUCAGGGCAUCUAAAUGUUGUUGAAAAACUAAUCAAUUGUGGCGCUGACAUUAAUCAAUGUAAUAAAUAUGGUAGGUCGCCACUAUAUGUUGCUUCACAAUCAGGGCAUUUGACAGUUGUGAAGAAACUGACCAAUCAUGGCGCUAACAUAAACCAAUGUGAUAAUUGUGGCAAUUAUCCAUUAUCUGCUACAUUUCGAUCUAGCCAACAGCCAGUUGUAGAGGAAUUUAUUGAACAUGGUAAAACACUGAAUGAGAGAUCAAGUAAUGUACAUUACGAAAGUAUAAUGAAAUCAGAGAUAAACGAAUUAGUGAAUAAAGAAAAAGAUCGAUUUAACGAAUAUAUGAAUGAAAAACCUCAAAGUGGAAAACAGUUAAAAACUAGCAGCCAGGAAUUAUACAAAACAAGAUCUGAAGUGGUGAAGAUCCCUUACGAUUCAGAAAUAUAUUCACGAAGUACGAAUGAUUUUGCUUUUGAACGCUCAGAAAGGAACAGAAAAUAUUUGAGAUGUGAAAUACAGUAA
This is a messenger RNA of Saccostrea cuccullata (small rock oyster), 2103 nucleotides long. RefSeq names its product ankyrin repeat domain-containing protein 50-like. NCBI's taxonomy places the organism in Eukaryota, Metazoa, Mollusca, Bivalvia, Ostreida, Ostreidae. The record is from RefSeq and is a predicted model, not a curated record. The transcript has a single exon. The coding region runs from base 1 to 2103 and encodes 700 amino acids. Gene Ontology annotation, molecular function: protein binding.